AUGUCUGAUAUUGACUCUCGUUUGACAACCAUCUACACAAAACACUAUAAUAAUGAUGAUAACAACAGCCAUAAUACUGAAAUUUAUUCACUUUUCCAAUCCAUCCUUAACUCGUAUAACAAUAAGUUAUGGUACCAAUUGACUUUACAACUGAAACAGUUGAUCAAAUUAGAUCCUCAAUUAUCACUAGAUCUAUACAAUGAUUUCAUCCUAUCCUUUCUUUUAGAUAAAUUGAAUCCCUUGGACAUUGUCAAUUUUCUGCUAUUUUCCCAAGAUAAUAACUAUGAACAUAAUUUAUCUGAUUUGAGAUUCCUGCUAAAUACAUUUGAUAAGAAAUUAAAUGAAUUGAAAAAUAAAAAUGAACCAAGAAGGAACUAUAUCAAUUAUCUGUACUCAAACCUUUUGAUUCACUUAGAAAUCUCUAAAAACCAAUUGUAUCUCAACAAUAUAGUUGUCGGCAAAGAUUAUCUAAACCAAUUUGAAUCCCUGUAUCUCAAUAACAAUAACAGCAGCAUUUUCUAUCCCCGCUCUAAUUCCAAUUCCAAUUCCAAUUCUAACCUGAACAGUAGUUUGAAGGAAGAACUUCCGAUCUUCAUUAUAAAUAAGUUCUACGAAGUUAAUUCUAUAUAUUAUGAUUUGAAAGGGGACUAUAACUCAUUUUACACAACAAGUUUGUUAUAUCUGUCUACUUUAGAUAAAAACAAUAACAAUGUAAUUGGUAAAGAGAGUGAGUAUGCAAACUUAAAUUCCGAUCUGCAACUAAAAUUAUGUAUUUCUGCAAUCAAAGGUGAUAAAAUCUAUAACUUUGGGGAACUGUUACAACAUCCAAUCUUAAAAGACUGUCUGCAAACAGAUUCCACUGCUCCGAACAGUCCCGUCAACCCAAAACUGAAAUAUGUCGUUGAUAUCCUGAUCAGUCUAUCACAAGGUGAUUUCAAUAGAUUCAAUGAAUUGCUAAACCAAGCUGCUGAGCCAUCAUCUCCAUACCGUGACUUAAACCUGUUCAACAUUACAGGAGAGGAUAAUCAAACAGAUACUUCAACAUUACUUUUCUUAAGACAGAAGAUUUGCAUCAUGACCUUGAUUGAAUUGAUCUUUGUUGAAAAUUUAAGAAUCUUAUCAUUCGAACAGAUCGCCAAGGCAACUCACCUCACUGAUAACAUCACUGACGUAGAGCACCUCAUUAUGAAAGCCAUUUCAUUGGGUUUAAUCAAGGGGUCAAUCGACCAAGUUAAUCAGUUGGUCACUAUUACCUGGGUUCAACCAAGAAUCAUCAAUUUGAACCAAAUCAAAAAAAUGAAUGAGAAAUUGAUUCAAUGGAAUUCCAAUGUCCAACAAUUAGCUAACCGCAUGGAUCAAUAUGGUUCCUCAAUCUGGGUAUAA
This is a messenger RNA of Arxiozyma heterogenica, 1383 nucleotides long. RefSeq names its product proteasome regulatory particle lid subunit RPN9 (gene RPN9). Lineage: Eukaryota; Fungi; Ascomycota; Saccharomycetes; Saccharomycetales; Saccharomycetaceae. The record is from RefSeq and is a predicted model, not a curated record. The transcript has a single exon. The coding region runs from base 1 to 1383 and encodes 460 amino acids. Gene Ontology annotation, biological process: ubiquitin-dependent protein catabolic process. Gene Ontology annotation, molecular function: structural molecule activity. Gene Ontology annotation, cellular component: nucleus; cytosol; proteasome regulatory particle, lid subcomplex.